AUGGCUCGUACAGCACAAGCAGCAAAGGCCAGACGUGCCAACCGUCGUGACAAUAACACACGCCAUACCAAGGAGAGCGAUGCAGAGUACAUGGCUCUCAAGAGAGAAGCAGAGCGACGAGAACGUAUUCUCUCCGACCAGCGCCGAACUGCCUCUAAAUGGCGACCCAAGAUCCCACAAGUCCGAAAGGUCAACUUUGACAACUUCAAGAACAGAUAUCAAGACGUCGACCAACCUGAUUAUGCCGUCGAUGUUCUCAUGUCGGGUCCUGGUGCCCAAGCUCAGAUCCGCCGUGAGCAUGCUCUUCGACGACGUGAGGAGAUGGCCCGUCUCCGUAUGAACUGGCUCAAUUACCCCAGCCUUGGACUUCUCGAGGGGCCUCAGAAAAAAAAGGUCGAUGCUUAUGAGAAGGCCAAAAAGGACAAGAAGGGUGAUUCUAGUCUUUCCUCUGAUGCCGAUAUCCAGCGUAUCCGUAUCCAGUCACAGCCUAUUCUUGGUCAUUUGACCGCUCUCAUGAACGACACAGAAAAGCGAUCAGCUCCUCGGACUUUCAUGCGACCCUUCAAGGCCCUCGUCCACUUCCAGCCCAAGAUGCGAGAGAUUCUCAACACUCUUGAGGAGAAGUGGGCUGACUUUGAGGAGGUUGCAAGCGAAAGCUCCGAGGCAGUCGAGCUUGAUGUCGCCGAUGCCGAGCCAGAGGUGAUUGAUGUCAAGGCCGACGACGGCGAAGCUGAUGGCAAUACGGACGACAAGGAUGAGACAGAGUCUCUCCUCUCUGUUGACUCGAACGAAGAUGAGGACUACGAUAAUCUCAUGGACAGCCCUGAGGCUCUCCGCGACAUGCGCUGCUAUGUCGACUUCAUCGACAAGGAAGUCGUUCCUCUCUACAACCGCUUCGAUGACUCCACCGCCGACCGUGUCAAGUUUGACGACCUCUGGGCUCUAUUUCGCACUGGCGAUCUUAUCUACAUGCCCGCCUCUGGCGAAACUGGAGGUCGAUACCACGAAGUGUGGCGUGUGUACAGAACCCGCAGCCCAGAGCCUGAGACCUCUUACCCCACGUCUGGUUGGGACUUCUUCGCCGAUGAGCAGCAGAUCGAUGAGAAUUCCAAGUUCAAGAUCUCUGCUUACUACAUCGACCACGAUGGGAACCACUUUGGUGCCGUGCGCCGCACGUUCGAGAUUGAGUCGUUUGUUGGCGAGCGAUCUAUCGAGUCCCUCGAAGUCUUCCCCAUCCGCUACCGUCAUGACCACAAGCAACUGCUCCAGACACUGAAGGAUCAAGGCCGACAGUUUGUCAACUUCAUCGAUGACCGUCAUCAACAGUACAGUGCAUGGACCUUGACAAGGAACCCUCCUUCCAAGGGCACCGAGCCCGACGACGAGAUCCUCGAUAAUGAGAACUAUGAGAAGAUGCGCCACCCCGAGUUUGUAGAGAGUGAUGUCAUUGUCGAUCUCACAGAGGCUUAUCAGAAGAUGCCAGACUGGCGACCUCGCUUCCACAGGCUCACUGUGAACAAGUCUUCACGAUGCGAGAUCAAGGAUGAUGAGAUGCCCAUCCAGCACUGGUUCAACGGCACUCGCCACACCUUGGCCUACUCGCAGAACGAGAUCAUCCAGAACGCCGAUGGUGUUGAGGCCCGGCAGAGAAGGGACAACCUCGCUGUCGAUGCUUUCCUUCGGGCUCGUGUCAAGGGCAGCCGAACCUUUGAGACCAACCCCAAGGCUCUUGAGCUCCGCGAAGAGGACCUCGUUCUUCUUCCUAAGCGUAUGUUUGCAUACGCCCUUCGCGAGCGUCGCUUCCUGCCCAUCGACCUCAACCUUCUCAAGCCUGUACGACGUGAGCCUGGUGUCUUUGAGAACCUCCGUAUCCAGAGCGAUUACAAGGAUGUUGUUCGCGGUCUGGUCAUGUCUCAUUUCCAGAGAAAGGUUCUCGAGCGCAAGUAUGCAGACGCUGCUGCUGAGGGACCUAGCCAGGACCUUAUCCAAGGAAAAGGUCGAGGUCUCGUGGUCCUUCUUCACGGUGUUCCUGGUGUUGGUAAGACUGCUACUGCAGAGGCUGUCGCCAUGGAGAACCGCAAGCCUCUGUUUGUUAUUACUUGUGGUGAUCUCGGUCUCACCCCUAAUGCCGUUGAGAACGCUCUCAAGAAUGUCUUCCGCCUCGCACACCUCUGGGACUGUGUCCUUUUGCUUGACGAGGCCGAUGUGUUCCUGACCCAGCGAUCUAAGCAAGACAUGAAGCGCAAUGCUCUUGUCUCUGUUUUCCUCCGAGUUCUUGAGUACUACAAUGGUCUCCUCUUCCUGACCACCAACCGUGUUGGAACCAUUGAUGAGGCCUUCAAGUCCCGUAUCCAUCUGUCUCUCUACUACCCUCCUCUGGACAAGACGCAAACCCGCGAUAUCUUCCGUCUCAAUAUCGGUAAGCUCAAGCAGAUUGAGGCCGAACGCCAUCGUAUGACUGGCGAGCCUGCACUGGUGAUCAAGGAGAACGAGAUCAUCGAGUUUGCAUCCAAGCACUACGAGGAGCUUGCCAGAUCUACUGGCUGCUGGAACGGACGACAGAUCCGAAGCGCAUUCCAGAUUGCUUCCAGUCUUGCAAUUCACAACCACGCGACGCAGGCUGAGCUUGCGCUGUCUCGUGGCCAGAGCCCUCCUGCGGCACCUGUUCUUGAUAGAACUUGGUUCGAGAAGGUGCAGAUGUCGACGCAGAGCUUUGACAGGCACAUGAAGAAGGAGGCUGGCAACUACGAUAACGAGAUGCCUCUUCGAAGCACAUUCCACGAGAACAACUUUGAUUGA
This is a messenger RNA of Fusarium poae, 2799 nucleotides long. RefSeq lists its product as uncharacterized. The record is from RefSeq and is a predicted model, not a curated record. The transcript has a single exon. Lineage: Eukaryota; Fungi; Ascomycota; Sordariomycetes; Hypocreales; Nectriaceae. The coding region runs from base 1 to 2799 and encodes 932 amino acids. Gene Ontology annotation, molecular function: ATP hydrolysis activity; ATP binding.